Ooceraea biroi (clonal raider ant) is the source of this 744-nucleotide messenger RNA. RefSeq lists its product as uncharacterized. The record is from RefSeq and is a predicted model, not a curated record. NCBI's taxonomy places the organism in Eukaryota, Metazoa, Arthropoda, Insecta, Hymenoptera, Formicidae.
AUGGCCAACUGGGCGGUGGCAUGCGUGGUUUGCGCCAUACGCACCCUGGGUCUGGAGGUCUCGCCGCACAAAUCGGAGGCCGUCUUUUUCCACGACGGCCUCCGCAGUGCACCGCCUCCAGCCCAAAUCAUGGUGGGGAACGUCCCUGUCCCGGUGGGGCCCAGUAUUAAAUACUUGGGCCUCACAUUGGACGGCCGCUGGUCGUUUGAGGACCACUUCGUGGAGUUGGCCCCCCGGUUGGAGCGAUUAGCGGCAGCAACCAGCCGCCUGAUGCUCAAUCUGGGGGGCCCCAGCGAGAAGGCUCGCCACCUAUACGCAAGAGCGAUCCGGUCGGUGGCCCUGUACGGGGCACCGGUGUGGGCGGACGAUUUGGCGGUCACCAGCCGGGCGGCACAGGCCGUCCGGCACUUCGAAAGAAGGGUGGCCGCCCGUGUCGCCCGCACGUACCGGACCGUCUCCCAUAGGGCGGCGACGGCCCUGGCCGGCACCCCCAAUCGUCCUGCUGGCGCCCGCGUACGCAGACGCGUACGAGCGGGUGUGGCAGGCGCGGGAGAGGGGUGCUCGUUUAACGGCCAGGGCCAAAGAGGUUCUUGGACGACAGGCGAGGCAACAGGCGAGGCAACAGGCGCUGCUUGCAUGGCAGCGCCAAUUCAGCCGACCCGACAAUCCCGUCGGGUCGGCGGAUUGCCGAGGCCGUCCAUCCCUGCCUGGCAGAGUGGCUGGACAGGGAUCGGGGCGGAGUGA